Messenger RNA from Gilbertella persicaria, 716 nucleotides. RefSeq names its product ERG2/sigma1 receptor-like protein. The transcript has a single exon. Lineage: Eukaryota; Fungi; Mucoromycota; Mucoromycetes; Mucorales; Choanephoraceae. The record is from RefSeq and is a predicted model, not a curated record. Gene Ontology annotation, cellular component: endoplasmic reticulum. Bases 15 to 692 code for a protein of 225 amino acids.
AUCAUUCUUCCAUCAUGACAGCCAAAGUGCAAUCAGAACAAAAGACAGGUUGUUGGACGAAAUGCUUGUUUGUGCUGUCUCUGUUGCUUGCCAUUUGUAUGGGUCUUGAUCAAGUGAUUCAUCAUUGCUACAUCUUUGAUCAACAUAAACUUCAAGAAGUGGCUCAACGCAACAUUGCCAAAUAUGGUCAAAACGAUACGCGCGCCAUGAUCCAGAACAUUGCCCUUGACUUAGAGAAAGAAUACCCUGGCCAUGUUUCCCUUAAGGAAGACUGGGUCUUUAACAAUGCUGGUGGUGCUAUGGGCGCUAUGUGGAUCUUGCACGGUUCUCUGUCUGAAUAUGUGAUUAUUUUCGGUACACCCAUUGGUACAGAAGGUCACACAGGUCGUUAUUUUGCAGAUGAUUACUUUAUUAUCUUGGAAGGUGAACAAUGGGCUUAUUAUCCUGGUGAAUUGCAACGCACUGUCUUUAAGCCUGGAGAAAUGCAUCAUUUACCCCGUGGUUUAGCUCAACACUACAAGAUUGAUCAACAUGCUUGGGCACUUGAAUAUGCUCGUGGCUGGAUUCCUGCCAUGUUGCCCUUUGGUUUCUUUGAUAGUCUCUUUUCUACCAUUGAUGUGGUGACAAUGUACCAUACAUUCCGUGUGUAUGGUACUGCUAUUAUUAAAGAAUUACUUCAAGGAAAGAUCUAAUAAAUAAACUGUUUAUUUCAAGCA